Metarhizium album ARSEF 1941 is the source of this 1152-nucleotide messenger RNA. Its product is annotated as putative Glucoamylase. The record is from RefSeq and is a predicted model, not a curated record. Bases 1 to 1152 code for a protein of 383 amino acids. The transcript has a single exon. Lineage: Eukaryota; Fungi; Ascomycota; Sordariomycetes; Hypocreales; Clavicipitaceae.
AUGCGUUGGGAAAUCGUCAAGGCAGCAACCCUCGUUGCGCUAAUUGAAUCAACCGCAGCCGCACCGUCGGCCGAUAAGAAGGCUGAGCUGAACAUUGUCAAAACCACCAAAGAGAAUGGAAUCACCAUAGACUGGGUCACUCGCGAGUCCCAGGGUAAAGUUUUCACGCCCCCCUUAGAACCGCACGCGGGAGCGGACAAGGAGAAAUUUGGACGAAAUGUUACCCUCGGCCUUGGAGCACAGGGUCCUGACGGAACCGUUCCAAUUGUGCGAGUCGAAAACAAUGUUCCAAUGAAGCAACCAGCUCCUCUUUACCGAGACGACAACUUCAACGCGACUGAGCUUCAUGCUCGUGCUGUUAGUGUCCGCGGCAAGCAUUGGUACGCCCAUUCUUCCUCAUAUGAUUGGAACCUCGGCGGCGGCGCCUACAUCUCUACCCACAGACCGUUUGUCAAGCAAGACGGAGACCAGUCCCUUUUGCAAAUUGCUGCCAUGUACGUGGAAUUCGACCACUCUAAUAACACAGUUAAAUGGCAACAGACGGUCGAAGCUGGCUGGAGAUACUAUCCUGCUGCGGACAAGGGAGGACCUGUUCUAUUUACUUACUAUACCACUGAUGGAUAUGAGACAGGUGUCGACGAAAAUUACGAGAGGGGAUGGUUCCAGUACGACAAGGAAAUCUCCCCAGGCAUGCCCAUCGCUGCCUUCUCCGUCCAAGGAGGGAGACAGGAGGAAAUCGAACUCAGAUACAGGCUUCACAACGGUUGCUGGUGGCUCUACACCAUGGGUCGUUAUAUUGGUUGUUACCCUGCCUCACUAUUCGCUCUCGAAGGCGUAAAUCCAAGAAACACGCUGGCCACUAGAUCAAGCAAUUUCUCAUUUCACGGAGAGGUUUACAGCAUUGACGGGCUGCCUACAGCCACUGAAAUGGGCAGUGGCCGUCCGGCCAGGGAUGGUUGGAAAUACGCCGCGUACAUGAGGGACAUGAAGUGGAUUGAUAUCAACGGCCAGGAGCAUGAUUGGGAUGGCUACUCUUGGGCAGAUGAUGAUGCUGGUUAUUCGAUUGAAACCGAAUUCCUAUCGGGCACGGCGGGCUGGAAUAGCUAUAUGUUUCUGGGAGGUCGAGGAACUGGUAGAGGGAGAGUUUACUAG